GCUCGUAUCCUGCUGGAAAAUACUUACUGCGCUACCCGCGUGAAAGCACGUGCUUUUUCGGCUCCUCGUUCGUCUGUGAGCGUCCUUCGAACCGAACUUUUUUGUGUGUUUCCCCCUUAGCAUUGUGACACUUUUAGUGCUCCGGUUCUAAUAUUUUUGUUUAAGCUGGUCAUGUGUUCCAAGCAAUGUCGUAUCACAUAAUGCCAAGCCGCAAACGUAAAUUUUCACAUAGCACGUUGCGGUUCUAAUGCGGCAGCAAAUGUAUGGGCAUGCGCGAUAUGCGGCGCAGCCUACAACGCGCGUCGUAGAUUCUUAUGGAGUAUACCAUGAUCCACCAAGAUACAAUGUCAGCUACCAUGAUAUCCAUGGUAGCGACAGAUAUCGCGAGACAUGCGUGGGAGUCGACUACCCCCCUCGCGAAUACAAUGACACCCAUAUCACUUAUACAGACCCUCUCAGAUCUGAAACUAUGAACAUCGAAUAUGAAGAAGAAGAUGGAUUCAUCACGCAACGUUCUCCUGCUUACCGUGCAGGAGUACUGGUGAACGCGACGGGUAAUAGUGCGGUUGUACGGACUUCGGUAACUCCUCCAGCAUACGUUGCGCAAAACAACUCCCAUGCGGUUCAAUCUAACAAUCAUGCCGCGCAUAAUAAUGGCACUCAAGGGACUCAGAGCGCACAACUUACUACGCAGCCACCGCCAGUUAGAAAUCAAUCUGAGAGUGAUACUGGGAGGCCCUCUUUUUGCUGCAGGUGUAGACGAAAAAGAAAGUCUUCUUCUAAUUCCAGCUCAGCUAAUGCAAACAACAGGAACUGGUUUGCUGUAUGGUGCAGACCGACAAUUUUUUUACUGAUGUUGGUUUUGGUAGCUUCAGUAUUCGUGCUGGCCUCUGGAAUCAUUCUGUACUAUCACUAUACGCAACAAAAUGUCCGACCCAGCAUCAAUCUUGCGCCGGAUCCUGAAAACUACUGGAACUUACAAGGCCACGAAUAUGGAAUGGACUAUCCAGAGCCCUGUGAAAAAACUUACUGCGCGUGGGGAGCCCAAUGUGUCAACGCACCCGAUGGAAAGGCCCUUUGUCAAUGCCCUACGUCGUGCAAAGCAAAGAUCGAACCUGUAUGUGGGACGGAUAAUGUGACAUAUGACAACCAAUGUUCACUUAGAGUGGCGUCCUGCAAAGCCCGGCUGGACGUCAGGGUUAAACAUAGCGGGGAGUGUGUUGAGAACGAUUUAUGCAGAGAAAAGAGCUGCGGUUUUGGAACUCGCUGCGUCGUAAGUUCAGAUGGUAGAAAUGCCAGCUGUGUUUGUCCAGAAAAGUGCCAUACUUACGGCGACCAUGUUUCAUCUCAUCCCGUAUGCGGCUCAGACGGCCUCGACUAUAAAAAUAAAUGCGAACUGGACCGGGCUGCCUGCAAAUCAAACACGAACAUUACUGUUAAAUAUAAUGGAAAAUGCGAUCCCUGUGCCACAGUCGAGUGUACGGAUCCCGAAAUAUGCAUGCUCGACUCUCAGCGAAAUCCAGGUUGUCAAUGCGGUGAUACUUGCCCUUUGGAAUUCACCCCAGUUUGUGGUUCGGAUGGAAAAACCUAUUCGAACGAGUGUACUUUACGACAAGAGGCUUGCCGAACUAGAAAAACCCUUAAUAUUAUUUACAGGGGAAAAUGCAGCUCAGGUAUAAAUCCAUGUACAAUGGCAAAAUGUACAGUGGGCCAGGAAUGUUCAAUAAAUAAAUUCGGAAUAGCAGAAUGCGUGUGCCCACCUGAAUGCGAGCAAGCAAUGCGACCAGUAUGCUCCAAAGAUGGCCGCACUUUUCCAUCCGAAUGCGAAUUAAGAAGAGCCGCAUGUCUGUCGCAAACAAAUAUUGAACUCGCUUAUUCCGGAAUAUGUGGCGAAAAUGGACCAUGUACCAAACAUGAAUGCCAGUAUGGUGCAAAAUGUGUGGAAAGGUCCGGGUUUGCCCAUUGUGAAUGUCCGAGGUGCUCCUCUGAGUUCGAUCCUGUGUGCGGUUCGGAUGGAAUCUCGUAUGGGAAUGAGUGCAAGCUUAGAUUGGAAGCCUGCAAACACAGGAGGGACAUAACUCUUUUAUAUAACGGACCCUGCAACGGAUGUGAAAACAUAAAAUGCGAUUAUUACUCUGUUUGCGAAAGCGACGGAAUUACUGACGGCCGCUGUGUAUGUUCACAAAAGUGCAACGAUAUUAAGCUAAAUAAUGGAUCGGUCUGUGGAACAGAUGGAGUCACUUACGCAAAUGAGUGUGAACUACGGAAGGGUUCGUGCAACACCAAACAAACCAUUUCUGUUGCUUAUAAAGGAAAAUGCGAUUUAUGCGAGAACGUAGAGUGUAAAUAUGGGGCCCGUUGCGAAGCGGGGGAAUGUGUGUGCCCAACGAAUUGCGAUGGUUCCGGCGAUGAGUCUGUUUGUGCAUCAAACAUCAUGACAUAUCCAAACGAAUGUGAAAUGCAAAAAGCGAUGUGCCAAGACUUGCCUGGUUAUGCCGGCCCUUUGACUGUUAUUUUCUAUGGUGAUUGUAGGGAAAGGUUUCCUACAGCUAGCACUACGCUUGGCUCAUUGACGAAUGGUUCGUCGACAUCAGAGGUGGUCACCGUGCAUACCGACAACACUAUUUCCAACAUAAGUGGGAUUGCUAAAGAGGCGUGCAAAGACAUUCACUGCGAUUUUGACGCCACUUGCGAGCUGGGUCCCGACAACUUUCCACGGUGCACAUGCAAAUUUGACUGCGCUAGUGCCUCGUUAGCGUAUCCAGCGUCUAAUAAGCCAGUCUGCGCUUCUGACUUAAGAAUUUACUCUUCUAUAUGCGCGAUGAAAAUGGAGGCGUGUCAAAGGCAGGAAGAGUUGCGACUGAGGCCACUAGAGCUUUGCCAAGGGAUGGAAGUGAAGCCAUGUAAGGGUGAAAAACCCGUAACCGACCCAGUUACUGGAAGGGAGUUGGACUGCGGCAACGGACCUUUUAGACAAGACUGCCCUUCUGGCACUUACUGUCACCAAACUACUCGAUUUUCUCGAUGCUGUCGAAAAGAUAAAAACUAUAUAGAAAAGAAAAGUUGCGAGGAUACAUGGUUCGGAUGUUGCCCAGACGGUAAAACUCCCGCUGAAGGGCAAAAUUUCGCUGGUUGUCCCCAAUCAUGCGGCUGUCACAAGCUGGGAGCUUACUCUGAAUAUUGCGAUGUAAAAACUAAUAAAUGUAAAUGCAAACCUGGAGUAGGAGGAGACAAAUGCGAUCGCUGCGAACCUGGAUUCUGGGGUUUAUCCAAAAUAUUCGCAGGCUUUAAAGGAUGUAUACCUUGCGGAUGUUCGGUAUUCGGAUCGGUAAGGGAUGAUUGUGAACAAAUGACAGGAAGAUGUGUUUGUAAAACUGGAGUUCAAGGUCAGAAAUGUACUGUUUGUACUAGCCAUAAUAAAGUUUUAGGUCCUAACGGAUGUGUGUCAGCUGAUCUGAUGACGAAUACGCCUGCUACGUGCAAAGAAUUGACGUGCUACUUUGGGGCGACAUGCGUUGAAAGAAACGGAUUCGCUAUGUGCGACUGCCACGAACAAUGUCCCCAGGACAAUGAGGUGCAAACUGUCUGUGGUAGCGAUGGAAAAACUUAUAACUCAGCCUGCGAGCUUAAUGAGUUAGCUUGUAGAGUUCAAAAGGAUGUGGUUAUCCAAGCUUUUGGAACUUGUAAGGACGAUAUGUUUGUUGGAACAGAUUGGCCAAUCCGACGAUACACUCCUCUUCAAUUCACUCAACCUGAUGAGGUAAAUUCACCCUUAUCCAAAUCAACCAGGCACCUUCUGGUGCCUGAUAAUCGCUUCUAUUAUGGAAGCGCCACUAGACCAUUGAACUCCGAUAUUAAAGAUACCAGGGAUCGCCAUAUUGCUCUAGCUUACAGACCAACGCCAGCGACUGUAAGAGUUACGGCAUUACUAGGGGAUCUUUGUUCGAAAAUAGCUGACUGUUUGAUAUUAAAUAGCUAUUGUGUCGAAGGUGCUUGCACCUGUUUGCCAGAUUAUUAUCCAUCUGAAGAUAGGCAAGGUUGUAUAGAAGAUUCACGACCUACAAAAGAGUUUCGCGCCUGUAGCUCAUCUCCAUGCUAUCAAUCAAGCACAUGUAUCGACCUGCCAGGAGCAACGUUCACCUGUAUUUGUCCCGAAAAUUACACAGGACCAUCCUGCGAGUCUGAGAUAGUGGUGAAACAAUACAAUACGCCGUCUUUUAGUGGAAGAUCCUACGCCAUCCUCAAAACUAUUGAGGCAUAUAAUAAACUUAUCAUAGAAAUGGAAUUUAAGUCUUACACUUACGAUGGAAUAUUGCUCUACAAUGCGGAAAACGAGGAUGGGACCGGAGAUUUUGUAUCUCUUUCCCUAGUUAAUGGAUUUGUCGAGUUCAAGUAUAAUUUGGGACAUGGCCCGGUUAUUAUGCGCUCGCUAGACAAAAUUGAACUUGGGGAGUUUCACAGGGUCGUUGUUAAGAGAUAUAAUAGGGAUGGCCUUCUUAAGUUGGAUGAUUCUGAUGAUGUUGCCGCACAAGCAGCUGGUUCUAUGAAAGCACUCGAUUUAAAAACUGAUACUUUUAUUGGAUAUGUACCCAGUAAUUUUACCAGAGUGUUCGAGAAUAUUGGCACGGACAAGGGCUUUGAGGGCUGCAUCAAGAAGUUAAAAAUAGGUAGAGAGGAUAUUGAGCUGCACGUGUUCCGCCACGAAAUGGUGUUGGAAACUAAAGGAAUUCACGAUUGCAGCCAGCAUGCAUGUGAACACUCGCCGUGCCAAAAUCAGGCUAAAUGCCUCCCUAUGGAAGACUUGUUUAGAUGUGAAUGUCCUCCACAGUUUUCUGGAAAGUUUUGUGAUAAAAUGGAGGAUCCCUGCAUGUCAAAUCCCUGUGCAGUUGGCGCUUUAUGUAAAGCGUAUGAUCAGGACACUUACGUUUGUAAAUGUAAACCUGGAAGAGCUGGCAAACGUUGCGAGAUUGAAUAUAAAAAUGACAAACUAGUCAUUCCGGAGUUCAACGGGCGCAGUUAUAUUCGAUUUCCGCCAAUAGAGGGCAUUGAGAAGACAUUUUCAAUUGAAGUUUCCUUUAUGCCUAAAGCACCUAAUGGUCUAAUUUUGUACAGCGGCCAAAUGAAAAAUGGCAAUUUUAUUUCGUUGAGUCUGGCGUACGGAUAUUUGCAAUUCCGAUUCAGCCUAGGUGGAGGGACCGCGGACCUAAUGUCCCUAGAUCCCAUCGUAAUACGUAAAUGGCACAAGGCCCGCAUAUCUGCUAGAGGGAAAGAGGGCAUUUUACAAGUUGACAACUCGAGCAUAGUUUUUGGCUACUCUGACACCCCAAUUCAAGAUUUUCUGCUCGAUUCGCCGCUCUAUAUUGGAUCUUACCCAGAAAGAACCGAGGAAAACAACAAUCUGUUCUCCUUCCCUGGAUGGAAUAAGGGUUUCCGAGGAAUCAUUCAAGGUCUCACCGUAAAUGGAAAUCCGCUCCCGAUAACAAACAUAUUAUCGGACUGCUCAUACAAUCCCUCCAACAAUAGUUGCGCAUCGAAUGUGGGAUUUUAUGAGGGAUUACCCUGUCCCUUGCACAAAAAUCCCUGUCUAAAUAAUGGCGUCUGUGUUCCUGACUUGGAUCAUUUCACUUGCCAAUGUCCGGCCAACUUUAAAGGAAAGCACUGUGAAAUUGGGGUACAUGGGCCCAUCAAGUUUGCUGGAAAUACGUACUUGCAAUACAAGUUAAAAGGAUUUAGAAGCAAUAACCAUACUGACACGGAAAAUCAAGUAGUAGUACAACUGAAACGAAAGCGAAAAGGAACAGACCUUUUCACUGAUUACAAUGAAGAGGAGGAAUUGAGGAAAGCCGAGCUGGGCAACGACUACAAAUUCGAAAUCCAGACUUUCGUAGCCGACGGGUUGUUAUUGUGGCGCAGCAAAACAAAACGAAUUGCCAGAGAAUAUUUCGCCAUUGCAAUAGAAAACGGCUUUCCGCAGCUCAGUUUCAAUCUUGGAAGGGACAAGCGCUUUUUUUCGAUCAGGAGUACAAAAAGGAUUGAUGAUGGGCAAUGGCAUACAAUCCAUGUAAGACGUAAAAAAAGAAUUGGAAUGAUAUCUGUGGAUGGCGAAAGAACAGUACGUGGAAGAUCAAGUCCAGGAUCAAAAAGCUUAAGAACAACUGCUAAAAUUUGGAUAGGUGGUACUUCGUCCCUUCCACCGGGUUUACCUGAUGCCUACUACAAAGGUUUCUAUGGCUGCAUAAAAGAACUUUUAGUCCACAACAAACCGUUUGAUCUGACCUCAAACGUCGAUGGCAAAAAACUACAUUUUUGUCACGUUAACGACGUCUAAAUACCUCUAUUUCAAUUUUCUUUGAGGUAUUUUUUGUGAGACUGAAUCUUUAUUAACUUUCCAAUAAUAUUUAGCUGUAUUAAUGUAUAUAGAUGUACUUGUUUAUUUAUGUAAAAGAAACUCUUUGUCAUCUAGUCCUGUUUUAUAAUUUCCUUUUUAAUCAAAUUUUCGCAGGCAGGACGAAAGAAUACGUUAAAACAAUCAAAAUUAUUUCAAUUGGCUUGUAUAUGGUUUAGAAAAAAAAUUGUGAUGAAUACAAUAAGAUUGUUAAAGGCACGAGCUUUAUUUAUUUAUAAUUAUUGUGCCAUAUUUACAAUUUUUGUAUACAAGUCUGAUUAUAGCAGCCAUAUCAGGGCCAUAAAAAAAUUAAAUAUGUUUUUUUAAUGCAUUAAUUUUUAUACAGACUUUAUAAUAUUAUUUUUACAUGAGAAUUUUAUAUUUGUGAAGCUGUUUUAUAUCAAAUCUUUAUAGUUUCAGCAGUUUAUAUGGCUCUAAAGAGAAUCGACUUGUAUAAAAUAGGUUCAGUUAGAAUAUAAAAUAUACUAUAGACUAGUAAAAAAGCAAACCAUAAAGCAUAAACCAGGGUAAUCUUAUCAAGGUUUUAUUUUAGAAAUCGUAUUUUCAUGUAAGGUGUCUAAAAUAAUAAAAUUUAAUAUUAUUUAUGGUUUGUUAAUAAAACUAUAUAGAGCUUAAGUAGAAAUACAGUGGAGUACUUAAUUACAAUUAGGAUAUUUAUGUGUGUUGUUCCUUCCAAGAAUUAUAAUCCCUUGCAAAAAUAAUUAGAUAGCAAACGGAUUGUAUACAGAAUUAUUUGUUUAGUAGCAUCCAUAAAAAGAACUGAAAACAGAGUUUGUUAAGAAGGUACGAUUGUAAGAAUGUUAAUUUCUUUUAAAAUCUAUACCUAAUCAAUUGUUAUUGUUAAUGAUUUUUAAGGUAAAGAGAAAUACUUGUUAUUUUACUUUGACGCAUUUACAUAUAAUUAAAAAAUCUUGACCCAGAGAGCAAAAAUCUAUCCAAUGUUCCUCCAGAGGUUUUUUUUUUUUUUUGAAUAAUAUGAAUAUCCAGUGAACAUCCGUUCCUUUGAAUAGAUAGUAACUUUUUGUCAUUCAUAAUACAUCCAAAUAACAACGAAACAAAAAGUCCAUACAGUUGCAAAACAGGCCCAUUAAAUGGUUCUCAUUUUAAACAUAUCUAUUGGAAUUGUCCAAUGUCCAAUGACUUUUUAUUUUAUUAAAGUCAUAAGAUUAAGAUUUUCCUAUAUCCAUGGUACGGUAUUCAUAUUCAUCAAAAUGAAGAAGCACAUAGUGGAUGUUUGAUGUGCCUAUAAAGAUACAUACGAGUCCAAUGGCUUCUCAAAAAAUAUCUAUCCAUUGAAUUCAGAUAAACUAACUAUAAUUUUCCAAUGAAACUCUGAAUGAAAAUAAUUUCCAUUGGCUUGUACAAAAUUAUCAUCCAGAGGAUGUCGAUUACUAAUCCAUGGACAUUUCGACCUAAUUUGGACCGAUACAGGACUUUCAUUGUAGAAUGUGUGCUGUUUGGGAAGAUAGAAAUCAUACAAAAGGUGUAAUUUCCAACAAUAAAAUUAAUAGGAAACGUCAAUUUUUAAGACUUUUAUAGGACCUGUCAUAACAUUCGAAAAUAUCUUUACAUCUAUCUACAUUUACUACUAUCUACAGAAUUACGUGUAAUUAUUAAUUUUGCAAUGACAAUUGGCUGUUUAGCAACACAGAACAGCUGAUCCUGCUCACGGGGGCGCCCUCGCUGCUACGUGUGAACUAUGCAAGUGAAAUAGGAAAAACUAGAUGGCAUCGUACCUACUAUGUCACUUUAACAUAUUGACAAAUCCAUGUAUUUGAAGUGGAAACUGUUGAUUUUUCAGUCUUGUGCUGUACUCUAAAUAGUAUACAUCUCAGCUUGUGGUUCACAACUUAUGCCAUUAUAGUGCUUAUCGAAAUACCAAAAUUCCAGUGGCGUGUGCAGUAAAAAGCGCCAAAGUAUAUAAGUAAAAAAAUUGGACCCUGAUCUAAAGGUGAGCGCAACAGACAAAAUGCCUUUAACCUCCUCUUAAUUCUCAAAAUUUUAGUAACAUCUUUCUGUACACUUAUCUGAUGAUAAAUCGCUUAAUGCUGAGGAAACCCAGAUAAAUGAUCCGAAAAACCCAACUUUCAUGUCCGAAAAUCUUUUCGAUUCCAUCUACGUCCAAGAAUUUUAUCACUCUAAAUACCUACAAAAUCCCUUCUAUCGUGCCUAAAAACACGAAAAAUCAAUCUAUGAAACCGUAAGGCAAAAAAUAUCGAAAUCUGCCACGUCAAGACCAAAAUCUUCUUUAGUACUUGCUUUUCAUGACCCCUUUCAUCAUCAAGGUCUGAUAACCACCGCACACUAACGAAGAAUUUUAAAAAACAGAGCCUUGAAUUUGAUACUUAUUUCCUGUCUAUUUUUCUAAGAAUAUAUCGUUAGCGGACAUCAAGGAUAAACUUAACGAGUUGGGUUCCAAUCUGGAGCGAGUUGCCUGGUUGAAACCCGAACUGAAAGAAUGGAACUUACCUCUUAAAAAUUUUGAGGUUAUCCAAUUUCCUAUUGCAAAUAGUCAGCAAACUCGACGAGAUUGAAAAACUUUUUGAUGUAUUUAUUGAAUGCAUGGCCACCAAAGUCAACAAUUUCUACCCAAUCCUGCAGUCAUUCUUUCCAAUAUUCUAAUCACUGAACCAUACCCACAUACACAAAUAUAAGACCUGUCUAUAUAUGUCCUCUCCUUCCUCCUAGUCACUGUCUUCGUAAUUUAUCCUUGAAAAUCAAAAGCCCUGUAAAAAAGAUUUUCAGAAAAUAGCAGUUGAAAGUACCCCCCAGUACUGCAAGAAAACCAGCAAGGCACUAACGGACCUUGGACCCAUGAGACUGACCAUGCUAAACUCUGGUCUCAGGUCGUUCAGAUUUAUCAAUAUUUUAAGUCACAACUGAAGAAGAUUGGACAUUAUCCACCCAUAUACUCUUAAUAAACUGGCUCUGCAUCAAAUUGGCCCUUGAAAAGCUGGCUCUCAAAGUUAAAGCAAUUAUAGACAGCCUCGGGGGAUUUUAUGGAACAUGCACACAGGACCGACCAGCAAUCAUGGAGGGAUAGGAUUUGACUCUAGAUUAUGUAAACAGCCUGGACUAAUUCAAACAUUAAAAACACUCUUCUAAUUAAGCUCCCCAGGGGACCAAGCAUAACUAAAUGACAUAUUACAGCGGAAAUUUUUAGGAUUUUAGGAAAAAUGCAAUCAGAACAAAAAAUAUGUUUAACCGGGACAACAAUAUACACAGGAAAAAGUAUAUCCAUCAAUGUGGCAUGGACAAAUCUGAGAGAAGACACCAACAACGCCCUCAUAUCGAACUCACUGAGUGCUAUUCAAUACAUCCUAACGAGGAUCAACGCAGAAAUCAAUAUGACAACACUACAAACAAGGAAAAAACUUAGCGAACCAUAUAAUCGAAUAGGUCCUCAGCCAUUCUGGAAUCAGUGGUAAUAAGAGGGCAGAUAAAUUAGCCUUGGAGGGCAGAACAUGUGACCAAUGCCUCAAUAGAAAGCUGAACUUUACUGAACUGCACAAGAAAGCUAAAGAAUACUUAUGGCAGAUAUGACAAAACAUUUACGGAGACAUAUGCAGAAGCCAAAAUAAAUAAAGUCACCAGAUGCAGAAAUUACCAGGGACAGAGGGCAUGGUUGAAGGAAUUUAACAAUCUCUCCAGACAAAGGGCCUGCUUGAUCCAGCACACCUAAAUAGGAUUGGGAUUAUCAAGGACAACUUCUUAUGUACAUGUGGAGAACCAGACAAUUUGGCACACAGAGCACUAAACUGCCAGAACCUACAAGGUAGAGAACUCUAUGAUGAAUUAGCCAGAAUAUUGGAGCUCCACUGAACAUGCAAGCAAUACUUUAAGAUCUGACUGCAAAGAUAACACAACUUCUAAUGAGACACCAUUCUAGAAUGGCAGUUAAGUUGUUGCAUUUAAUCGCUCUCGGAUUUUGAUUCUUAUAUCAUUUCUAGAAAUGAUUAAUAUUAUUUAAAUUUAAAAUAUUAUUUCAAAAUUUAUUAUAUCAUUUCUAGAAAUGAUAUAAGAAUCAAAAUCCGAGAGCGAUUAAAUGCAACAACUUAACUGCCGACAUAACUUCUUCAUCGUUGGAAAGCUUUUAACCACUCAGCCAUUUUUUCAUGUUUGGAAACAGAAAGUAAUCUGAGGUAGCAAUUUUAAUAAAAGAAACUCGAAUCCGGUAAUUUUGGCCAUUGCAAUAACGGAUUGAUGGCCAGGUGCAUUAUCCUGAUGAAACAAUACUUUCUUCUUAACCAAAUGUGGUUGUUUUUGCUUGAAAGCUCUCUCUUUUGAGUCCAUUGUUUUGAUUAUUGUUUUAUCUCGGGUCAAAAGUGAUGGACCUAUGUUU
Messenger RNA from Anthonomus grandis grandis, 10748 nucleotides. RefSeq names its product agrin-like. The coding region runs from base 248 to 6328 and encodes 2026 amino acids. Lineage: Eukaryota; Metazoa; Arthropoda; Insecta; Coleoptera; Curculionidae. Gene Ontology annotation, biological process: multicellular organism development; cell differentiation. Gene Ontology annotation, molecular function: calcium ion binding; protein binding. The record is from RefSeq and is a predicted model, not a curated record. The transcript is spliced from 30 exons.